GCUGGAUCGUGUUAUUCUUGGUCACGUGUAGAGAGAGCAAGAGAGGACGCAGUAAAACUUUCCCACCUAUUGAUACAAUAACACAUUGAAGGGUUUACCAGGUUACAAUAAGCUAAUAGGACAUGGAAGCAUCAACUAUGUGGAUGGAUUCUCCAGAAAUUGAUGGUGCUGUUGAAGACUCAACAAAUCAAUCUAUCCAGUCUUCAACAAAUCAACCUAUCCAUGAAAAUAAUGAUACAAGAGAUUUGAGAAAGAAUUUGGAAGAAAACAAUGUGACAGAAAUUACCAAAACAGGAAAACUAUCCAGAAGUCAGAUCUUUACGCUGAUGUCAGCUGCAUCACUUAACUUCAGUUCUAUGAUCUGUUAUUCAAUACUGGGACCUUUUUUUCCUCAAGAGGCUUUGAAGAAAGGAGUUAGUAGCACAAUCACCGGAUUAAUAUUUGGAUGUUUCGCCUUAUUUAAUUUUUUAACUUCUUUGAUACUAGGGAAAUACUUGGUGCAAAUUGGAGCAAAAUUUAUGCUUGUAAGUGGUAUGUUUACGUCUGGAUGUGCAACAAUUUUAUUUGGUCUUUUAGAUAAAGCUCCAGAUGGAACAGUAUUCAUUGUAUUGUGCUUUAUAGUGAGAUCUGUGGACGCAAUUGGAUUUGGUGCUUCAAUUACAGCAUCUUUUUCUAUUCUUGCAAAGGCAUUUCCUAACAAUAUAGCUACUACAAUGGGUAGUCUUGAAAUUUUUACUGGCCUUGGCCUUAUUUUAGGCCCUCCUCUUGGUGGAUUUCUGUACCAGUCUUUUGGAUAUGAAAUUCCCUUUAUUGUCCUCGGUUGCAUUGUCCUCUUAAUGGUGCCAUUGAAUAUUGCUAUAUUGCCGAAAUACGAUUCUGUUCCUGGCAAAGACUCCUUCUGGACAUUAUUUACUAUACCAAAAGUCGUAUUAAUGUGCUUUAUUAUAUUUUCAAUGAGUUCAUGCCUUGCUUUUUUGGACCCAACUAUGUCACUUUUUGUAGUAGAACAAUUUCAUUUACAAACUGGGUACGUUGGUUUGGUCUUCCUUGGACUUGCAUUAUCAUAUUCACUGAGCUCACCCCUGCUCGGAAUGCUAAGUGACAAAUUUCCUAAACUGAGGAAGUGGCUUCUCAUCUUUGGUAACUUAGGAACUGCAGUUUGCUUUUUUAUGCAAGGGCCAGCUCCUAUAUUUCAUAUUGAGAGUAAAUUAUGGCUGUUUGUCCUCAUAUUGGUUUUGAAUGGCUUCUUUUUUGGACUGACUACUAUACCUGUCUUUCCCGAAAUGCUCAGCGCUGUCUAUGAACAUGGAUUUGAAGAAAGCCUUAGUACUUUGGGACUUAUAUCUGGAUUAUUUGGUGCAAUGUGGGCUGUGGGUGGAUUUGUUGGUCCGACAUUAGGCGGCUUUUUGAAUGACAAAUUUCAUUUUCAAUGGGCAGCGGCUAUGCAAGGAAUUCUACCACUCUUGGUUAGUUUUCUGUGCACUGUUUUUUACAUUUGGGAUGCCCAUAAAGAAAAGAAAAGUGUGCCUGUUGUUAACUCUACAACUGAAGAACAAGAACCUUUAUUACGGUGUGAACAGGAAUGAUAUGUUGUGUUUAUUUUUAUUUAUCCUACUAGCCAGCCAUUAACACGUUUUAUACAGAGGAUACUAAAUAUGUGAUCUGAGACAUUCAGACUUUUACACUACUCCUUAGAGUGUUAUUGAAUACCCACAUUUUCUGUUAUGGUUUCAAACAAUAUUUGUUUUUAAUCCAGAAUGCUGCAACUGUUCUAUUAUAUGGCAGCAUAUUAACGGUUCAUAGCUCCAUCAUCUCUCCCCAAUGGCUGCCAACUCAUUCACCUACUGAUCCCUAAACAUUUAUCUACAUGUCAGAGGACAUGGAGAAGAAUUGCCAGGUUGUGUGAGCUUAUUUAAAAUUAAGUAUAAAAACUGUGUUUAUCACUGUGUCAAUAUAUAACCAAAUGUAUGUAUGUGAAUACGUAUCUGCCACUCCACUGCGAUUGUUGUCUGUUAUUACCAGUAGACUUUUGUUUGUUUAAUGUAUAAAAAAACAUAUAUUAA
This is a messenger RNA of Bombina bombina (fire-bellied toad), 2063 nucleotides long. It is a transcript of the gene SLC18B1, whose product is annotated as solute carrier family 18 member B1. Gene Ontology annotation, molecular function: transmembrane transporter activity. The record is from RefSeq and is a predicted model, not a curated record. Gene Ontology annotation, biological process: transmembrane transport. The transcript has 15 exons. Bases 123 to 1586 code for a protein of 487 amino acids. NCBI's taxonomy places the organism in Eukaryota, Metazoa, Chordata, Amphibia, Anura, Bombinatoridae.